GUCCUACUAGUUCCCGCCGCUGCUUCAAUCAUCCAGACCUGUGCGUUUGAGUUUGGAUUCGGCAUCUACCCCGGGUCCCUACCUGGCGCUUUCGGUCCCUCCGCCACAGUCUCUUGGAGUACCUCAGAUUGCCCCAGUGUCUGGAACUGGAUUACAGUUUCUUCUGAUGAACGCCGUCUUUGAAUGCUGCCUGGACUAUCGCAAAUACAUCCCUGCCUUGGACAAGACACAGCUGAAUCUGUAAGAGAUGCUACUGCCACUACCACCCCAGAGCUCCAAACCUGAGCCUACGAAAUCUCAGUCCAGCAAAAUUGUGCCCAGUCAUCAUGACCAGUCUGAAAAGACAGGGGAGAAUUGCCAAACAAAGAUAUCUCCAUCUUCACUUCAGGAGUCUCCAUCUUCACUUCAGGGAGCACUCAAAAAGAGAUCAGCUUUUGAAGAUCUCACUAAUGCUUCUCAAUGUCAACUUGUCCAGCCCAAGAAAGAAGCCAAUAAAGAGUUUGUAAAAGAUGUUUCUAAGAAGAUAAACAGGAGCACAUGUGCUCUUGGAUUGGCCAAAAAGAAUAAGUGGAAUCUAAAAUGGCAUAAGCUGGAAGUCACACCAGUAGUAGCCUCUACUACCGUGGUACCAAACAUUAUGGAGAAACCACUCAUUCCAGACAUAUCCAACACCUCCAAAACACCCAACACUGAGGAGGCAUCUCUCUUCAGAAAGCCAUUAGUUUUAAAAGAGGAACCCACUAUUGAGGAUAAAACCCUUAUCAAUAAGUCAUUAUCUUUAAAGAAGUGCUCAAAUCAUGGGGAGUUGUCCCUAUUGGAAAAGCCAUAGCCCCUGC
This is a messenger RNA of Rhinopithecus roxellana (golden snub-nosed monkey), 836 nucleotides long. Its product is annotated as G2/mitotic-specific cyclin-B3-like. The transcript has 6 exons. Bases 248 to 829 code for a protein of 193 amino acids. The record is from RefSeq and is a predicted model, not a curated record. NCBI's taxonomy places the organism in Eukaryota, Metazoa, Chordata, Mammalia, Primates, Cercopithecidae.